Molecule: messenger RNA, 6548 nt
Organism: Linum trigynum
Lineage: Eukaryota; Viridiplantae; Streptophyta; Magnoliopsida; Malpighiales; Linaceae
Source: the annotation of a GenBank genome assembly
CAAGUACCACAUCGGUUAUACAAGAGAAGGAACCCUUGUAUAUUAGUGUCCACCAAUCUAAUUAGUACGAGGCCUUUUGGGGAGGAAACCCAAGAGUAAAACCGUGCGGGUUCGGCCCAAAGCGGACAAUAUCGUACUAAUGGGCUGCCCAGUUAUGACAAGUGGUAUCAGAGCCUGGUUCGGCAGACCCGGGGCGGUGGACGUCAGUUCGGAGGUCCGCUCGCGUCUGGGAAAAUCCUUGUACCGAGAAGCCCAUCGAUACAAGGUGUCUGGCGGAUCAAGAUAAUCGCUGAGGUGAGGACACGAUGUUCGUGGUCCUUGGUUUGAGGGGAGGAUUGUUAUGGGACAAUCCAAGUACCACAUCGGUUAUACAAGGGAAGGAACCCUUGUAUAUUAGUGUCCACCAAUCGCAUUAGUAUGAGGCCUUUUGGGGAGGACACCCAAGAGUAAAACCGUGCGGGCUCGGUACAAAGCGGACAAUAUCGUACUAAUGGGCUGCCCAGUUAUGACAACCGGGAUCAAUUAUAAUGUCGGAAAAUAAGAAUUGCGAUUUCAUCAACCGUUGGAAGGUCAUAAGUUGUACAUGGUAUUUCAUUUGUUUUUUUUAAUACAUCUAAAUGUUUAAGCAAAAUAUUGCAAAGCAUAUUGCAUAUAACAUUUUUUUUCCCGACUAGGUGACAAACGAUUCCAGUGUAGAAUUCAAUUAUCAUAUGUCAUGAUUGAAUGAAGUCGACUUUCAACCUAAUUAUCCAUUUGAUCAAUGUAGAAAAUCCUUGUACCGAGAAGCCCAUCGAUACAAGGUGUCUGGCGGAUCAAGAUAAUCGCUGAGGUGAGGACACGAUGUUCGUGGUCCUUGGCUUGAGGGGAGGAUUGUUAUGGGACAAUCCAAGUACCACAUCGGUUAUACAAGGGAAGGAACCCUUGUAUAUUAGUGUCCACCAAUCGCAUUAGUACGAGGCCUUUUGGGGAGGACACCCAAGAGUAAAACCGUGCGGGCUCGGUCCAAAGCGGACAAUAUCGUACUAAUGGGCUGCCCAGUUAUGACAACCGGGAUCAAUUAUAAUGUCGGAAAAUAAGAAUUGCGAUUUCAUCAACCGUUGGAAGGUCAUAUUCAUGAUUAUCUUAUCUUCGACUUACGAAAAGUUUUCAACCAGCUCGUAAGUUGUACAUGGUAUUUCAUUUGUUUUUUUUAAUACAUCUAAAUGUUUAAGCAAAAUAUUGCAAAGCAUAUUGCAUAUAACAUUUUUUUCCCGACUAGGUGACAAACGAUUCCAGUGUAGAAUUCAAUUAUCAUAUGUCAUGAUUGAAUGAAGUCGACUUUCAACCUAAUUAUCCAUUUGAUCAAUGUAGAAAAUCCUUGUACCGAGAAGCCCAUCGAUACAAGGUGUCUGGCGGAUCAAGAUAAUCGCUGAGGUGAGGACACGAUGUUCGUGGUCCUUGGCUUGAGGGGAGGAUUGUUAUGGGACAAUCCAAGUACCACAUCGGUUAUACAAGGGAAGGAACCCUUGUAUAUUAGUGUCCACCAAUCGCAUUAGUACGAGGCCUUUUGGGGAGGACACCCAAGAGUAAAACCGUGCGGGCUCUGUCCAAAGCGGACAAUAUCGUACUAAUGGGCUGCCCAGUUAUGACAACCGGGAUCAAUUAUAAUGUCGGAAAAUAAGAAUUGUGAUUUCAUCAACCGUUGGAAGGUCAUAUUCAUGAUUAUCUUAUCUUCGACUUACGAAAAGUUUUCAACCAGCUCGUAAGUUGUACAUGGUAUUUCAUUUGUUUUUUUUAAUACAUCUAAAUGUUUAAGCAAAAUAUUGCAAAGCAUAUUGCAUAUAACAUUUUUUUUCCCGACUAGGUGACAAACUAUUCCAGUGUAGAAUUCAAUUAUCAUAUGUCAUGAUUGAAUGAAGUCGACUUUCAACCUAAUUAUCCAUUUGAUCAAUGUAUAAUACAACAAACUGAGAAUUUGUAUGUUUCCAAUGUAGUUGAUUGUCCAAUCGAUGAUGAAUUCAUCCCCAAAUUAAAAGUAAACAUAACUUGUAAUCACCGUUCAAACUUUAACAAUCUUACUACCAUAGGAUUAAACUCAAAGAUACCAUUACAUAUCGUAAUACACUCUAAAAAAUGCUUUGUAAUUUCACUAUUCCACUCUAAUAACAUCUUAAGGAAUUAAUGAGUAUGUCGAGUGGCCGAGAGUGAAACUUUCCUUUGUUUACAACAAAUUGAAGCUUUCGGAGUGGUAUAAUUCUUUGUUUGGAUGUACAUUUCAUUUUUUACAUAACAACAACACAUCAAUGUCAUUCACUUGAUGGAGGUCCAAGAUUGACAGAUAGACAUGUUUGGUAACUAAGCACCGAAGUGCAAAAAUUUGUGACCGUUUAUACUAAGUACAAUUUGCACAAGUGUGGUGAGGUCACGAUCACUUUAGAGGACGUUGUGACACUGUCUGGUCUAGCGAUCGACGAUGAUGCUGUCAUAAUAGACAUACCAGAUGAGAAGUGGUCGGAUAUCUGUGUGAGACUGUUAGAACGGGUUCCUGAUGAUCUUUCCGACCGUUUUGUAUAAAGUACAAAGAUUUGUGACCGUUUAUACUAAUUACCUUAAGUAUGAUAGCACCAUUAUUGAUAGCUAUAAAGCUUGCCUGCUUGCCAAGGACUAUACUCAAGCAGAGUACUAGUGGACAACCAGAUUUAUCUGCUUUAUUAUUUUAUUUGAGAUUAAUCUAGUUCUUUGUUUUAUUUUACACAAUUGAUUGUACCCACUCAUCUAGUCUCUUUCUAAAAUUUAUCGACAUUCGAGGUAAUUUGGUUAUACCUUCCUUACUCCUUUGUUUAGUCAAUGAGGACAUUGUCCAUUUUAAAGUAUGGGCUGAGGAAAGGGAUUAGAAGAAGCUUUUCUGGUCACAUAAGAGCUACAUCCAGAGAUAUUGUCCAGGUUUGGCAUGUCUUCAGAAAAAUCCUCAGAUACUCCAUGUGUUUCAACAAAACAACUAUCUCAGAGUAUACACCACAAUUUAAACCUGCGAAGGAGUACAUGUCUAAAGUCCCGUACUGUAGUGCAAUAGGUAGUUUGAUGUACGCUAUGGGCUUCACUAGGCUCGAUCUUGCACAUGUUGUUAAGUGUUGUCAACAUGUUCAUGGUGAAACCUGGGAAGGACCAUUGGCAGGCUGUGAAGAGGAUUUUCCAUUACCUAAAGGGUAUGAAGGAUCUGGGAAUAAGUUUUGGAAGCGAUACAUAGUGCUUAGUUGCAGGAUAUUCAGAUUAUGAUUAUGCUGGAGAUGUUAACACCAUGAAAUCUAUGGAUGGUUAUGUAUUCACUCUUGGAGGUUCUGUAGUUAGUUGAAAGCCGAUUCUACAUAUAUGGUUACUUUGUCUACCACAGAGGUGGAGUACAUGGCACUAGCAAAAGCUACAUGGUAGGAAAUAUGGUUGAAUGGGAUGGUUAGUGAUCAGGGUCUAUAUCAUGAUAAAGCAGUGUUGUAUAGUGACAAUUUGUGUGCAAUAUGCUUGGUCAAAGAUCAAGUCCAUCAUGAGAAGGCUAAGCACAUCGAUGUGAGGUUUUAUUUUUGAGAACAGAUAAGAUGAUUAAGGAGAUGAAAGUGGGGAUCACGAAAAAUCCUGUUGACAUGUUCAUGAAGCCGGUUCCACAUUGCAAGUUCCAACAUUGCUUGGACUUGCUAAAUGUCCUAAGUGGAUGAAUCCACACUAAGGGCACUGAGGCAAAUGAGAGAGAAUGACCAGAUUACAUAAGAGAUUCAGGUGGAGGAUUCAAGUCAAGGUGAAGAUUUUUUAAUAUGACUUGAACUGGAUGAUCUGGCGUCCACUGGAAGUCAUGGGAAAGUUUGCUCUCUCACGCUCGUUGCCUUUUUCUUGUUAUUGUCGAUUGCCUCAAUCCAUGCGCGUCACACAUCAUGUGGCUGCGAUAUGUGACAAGGUUGACUGAAAUCAGGGAAGACAUUAUGAUAGAUUUCAAGAGGAGGGUUGACAAAGAAUCUAUGUAGCGGAGGGAAGAAAUGCUAGAAAAGCACCCGAUAUUUAGGAGGCUCAAGUUGUCUUUCGGUAUUCAACAUGAAUAAGAAGCUCUACAAGGAACGCACCUUUGAGUUUCUUCUAGCCUUCCAAUAGCAAGAAGUACUACAAGGGACUCCUUGAUUGUGGACAUUUAGACUCUUAAGUUAAGUAUGAUUAAAAAAAUCUAAAUUCAGUUUCUUUUUGAAAAUAUAAUACACUUAAAGGUGUGGUGUAGCAGUUGCUCUAGGAUAGGGUGUUGGUUAUGCAUAAAUGCAUAAAUAGAUCUAGGCCUUUGGUUUUAAAUGAGAUCAGAUUUAAGAGAUGAUAAUGAAAUCUUUUUAUUUUCACAAUUUUAAUUGGCUUUUAUUUUCUUUGUUUUUAACUUGGAUCUGAAAAAAAAUUCAAAAAUGGAACGGGUUCGUUGUAAUCUACAAAAUUAUAUCAAUUUUUAAUAUAUUUUAAGAAAAAAAUUAAUACACACAUACCACUCGUCACCAUCCUGGUACCAUUUGUAAUCACUUGGUACCACCUUCGCUUUUAACUCGAAUUAAAAAAAAAUUGUAAAUAAUUAACGAGUUCAUCAUGAUCUAUUAUAUCUACAAAUUUCAUUAUUUCUUUUUCAAGAACAAAUAUACCACCCUGGUAUAGAGUGGUAACUAGUAACUACGAUGAUGAAAGGCGGUUAAUAUAUUCCUACCAUCUUGCAUGCAACUAUUCUACAAUAUGCUAUGUUCAUAACACCAUGAUACACUUCCAUACCACGUGGUAUAAUCUUAUGUACUACCAAGCAUUACCACAUGGUAUGUACGAUUAAUAUAUUCCUAUAAUCAAUAUGCAACUAUUCUACACUUUGUUAUGUUCAUACCACUAUGAUACACUUUCAUACCACAUGGUAUAAUCUUAUCUACUACCAGUCAUUACCACAAGAUAUGGACUGGUAAUACAUAUCUCAAACUUUUUGGCCCAAAAUAUACUAGAGUGUAUUUCAUUUUGAAGAGCACAAUUAAUCUGAUUUAUUUAUGUAAAAAAUGAAAAUAUGACUUAAAAAGAAAGGUGUGUAGCCCGUUAGAAUUCAUUGAGGGAAAGUUAGUUACUUUCAAUAAGUGAUAAGUUUAGGGUUAUGCAUGAUUACUGACCAUAAGGCUAUUGAUCGGAUAUUCUCCUGUAGCAGUUUUUACUCACGUCUAGCGCAAAUGGCCAGCAUUAAAGUGAGAGCGGUGUGUGUGAGGGACCCAACUAACAUUUGAUUAAACCUGACUAGUGAUGAAAAAAUAACCAUACCCAUGACUACUCAUCUGAAUCCAACCUAACCUGGUAGGAUAAAACUCAAAUUCAAAUGAUUUUUAAUGGGUAUGGGAAGAAUCCUGUAUUUGUUUUAAACUAACUUUCUUCCUUCCAGUAAUUUAUUGUUGUAUUUUUCACUUUCUGCAAUGUCAGUAUAUAUAUAAUUGUUAACAUGUUGGUUGAAACAAGAAUCUCCGAGCAAUGGAUCGUGUCACUGUGAGUUCAAAGUUGGAAGCAUAUAUAUGUUUGCUAGUGCUUUCAUUAUUGACGAAAUGAUUGCUUGUUCGGCCAUGGCUAGUUGAUUAUGUCAAGUUAAAGUACGUUGAGAACAUGUAUUACCUACAUUAGGCGUCGGCUUUCCUACAAGAACUUCAGGGGGAAAAUGCAAAUGCAUAUAGCGGGAGAUCGAAGAGAUGAAAAUGAAACGAACGUCACGUUGGAUGUUGAAUUUAUGAGAUGGUGGAAGGGAGAAGGACAUGGCGUAAUGUGGUAGCUGAAGGAAACGGAUCGAGGAAGGGGAAAGGUUUUAAUAUGCGUCAGUUUUGUGGGUACAAUGCUGCCGUCCUUUCUCGUGGCGGUAUUGUUGGCGGGUGGAUCGUAAUCGUACGCAUAUUUGCGUCCUCUUCAUGCACAUCAAUAUUUUGCCCAAUUGUUUGCAUGCACAUAGAUAUUGAUAUCAAUCAAUCGUGGAUUCUUUUUUUUUUUUCCUUUGUUAAAAGUUAAAUAAGCGAUAAAAGUACGAAUCAUCGGUUGGACCGGUAGAACCACUAAUUCACUUACAAUAGCACAGUUGAUCUAUGUGCUCUGACGGGUUAGAGAUGGACAGAGCGAGCAGUUUUAACGGUUUAACAUGAAAUCAGGUGAACCACCUCAAUUUGAUUGAUUAACUGGUUCUAUAGUUUAAACCAUAAAACAUUAGGGGAAAAAAAAAAUACUUUGAGGGUAAACUAAAGGACCCUCCAACUUUAAUUAUUAAUUUUAUUUGUACUUUCUUUUUUUCUUUCUCGACUUUCGAGUCGGUUUUACAUGAUUCACUACAGAUUUUCAUUUUAAUUACUAACUUAAAUUUAAUAUAAAAAAAUUGUAAUUUCUUUUAUGGAAUUCAUGGAUCACUCCGUAACAUCUAUAGUGACGAAUUAACGAAAUAGAUCGUACUGGAUGUCAUGGUCUGUAAGACUGUAACAUCUAUAGUGACGAAUCACGAAUUAAAAGAAAAUAUUACAGACACCGUGACUUCCAAUCAAUAAUAAAUAGUAUAUCUUUUA